Oncorhynchus masou masou (cherry salmon) is the source of this 594-nucleotide messenger RNA. RefSeq names its product syntaxin-binding protein 3-like. Gene Ontology annotation, cellular component: plasma membrane; secretory granule. The transcript is spliced from 6 exons. The annotation marks the transcript as partial. The record is from RefSeq and is a predicted model, not a curated record. Gene Ontology annotation, biological process: vesicle-mediated transport; neurotransmitter secretion; intracellular protein transport. NCBI's taxonomy places the organism in Eukaryota, Metazoa, Chordata, Actinopteri, Salmoniformes, Salmonidae. Gene Ontology annotation, molecular function: syntaxin-1 binding.
AUCACAAUAAGUGGCUUAUCCCAGCUUAUGAAAAAGAUGCCCCACUCCCCCAAGCAGGUGGCUCAGAAAACUGUCCAUCUGAAUUUGACUGAAGACUGUAUGAACCACUUCCAGAAGAAUGUGCAGAAACUCUGCAAAGCUGAGCAGGACCUGGCAGUAGGGUCUGAUGUGGAGGGUCAGAAGGUGAAGGACCCGAUGAGGACACUGCUUCCUGUGCUGUUUCACCCCCACAACAUCUACGGCAAGAUCAGAGCUGUUCUCCUCUACAUCUUCAGCAAGUCAGGAACAACAGAGGAGAACCUGAACAAACUCAUCCAACACGUUAAGAUCGAGGAGGACAGAGAGUUUAUUCUCAACUGGAGAGAACUGGGAGUCCCCAUCACAUCUUCGCCAAGCUUGUUCCCACUGCUUAGGUCGUCUCGAAGGGAGCGAUUUCAGGAAGAGACAUACAACCUGUCCAGAUGGACACCUGUCAUCAAAGACCUGAUGGAGGUCAGCGUAAUGCAGACGAUGAUAACUGCCCGUCAGAAACACAAGGCCAGUUCUCAGUAUGAGCGGAGGAGUGGCUCCAGGCUCAUCAUCUUCGUCAUCUGA